AUGACGGAUCUGCUGCAGGUGCUGCCUGACUUUGACCAGAAACCAUACACGCACUUGCUGCCCUCGCUGGACAAGGCCCUUGUCACAACCAAUGAUCUGCUUACGCUCGACGCUGCGGAUGUGGCCAAGCGUGCCCAGGUGCCGGCUGGAGAGCUGAGGAAGCUCGCAGAUGGUGUUGUAGCGGCACUGCAUGGUCAAUUGGGGUUCGGGGGGACGGACACUGAAUAUACUGGUAACAAGUUCUUGGGUGAAGAGAAGGAUACGUGGACGUGUAUAAGCACUUUAGAUGAGAGACUAGAUGCUGCUUUGGGUGGAGGUAUACCUCGUGGCUACUUGGUUGAGAUAACUGGAGAAAGCGGCGCAGGAAAAACUCAACUCCUCUUAACCCUCCUCCUAUCCGCGCAACUCGCCCCACCUCACGGCCUCUCCAAAUCCAGCGUCUACAUCUCCACCGAAGCCCUCCUCUCCACAACCCGCCUCUCCCAACUCCUCUCCUCGCAUCCCGCCCUCUCCACCCUACCCCCCUCUCAAAAACCCUCCUUAUCCCGCAUCCUCAGCAUACAAACACCCGACCUAGAAUCCCAAGACCACAUCCUCCGCUACCAACUCCCCGUCGCCAUCCGCAAGCACAACAUCGGCCUCGUCAUCAUCGACUCCGUAGCCGCAAACUACCGCGCGGAAUUCGAAAAGCAAGGACCCAAUAAUGGCGGCACGGCGGCGUCCAUGGCGAAACGAGGUACCCAGCUGGUGCAGUUGGGUGCGUUGUUAAGACAGCUAGCUAGGGCAGAAGGCGUGGCUGUCGUAGUUGCAAAUCAAGUCGCCGAUCGAUUUGCCAAAGCUGCACCCCCAUCAGCUUCAACUUCAAACACAGCGUCUAGAACGACAUCGACAAAUAGUCAACCACCUAGUCAAAGCAACGAAAACGAUUCCGCCUCCCAACCAACCACCCCGGCACUAACACUCUCCCCAGACCCCCUCUCCCUAGACCACCAACAACGCUGGUUCACCGGCUGGGGCGACUCGCAAUACGAACAACUCCACGUACAAAAGACGCCCUCGCUCGGUCUCGUGUGGACGAAUCAACUCGCCUGUCGGAUUGCACUGAAGAAACAGCCCGUCUUUGCUGGUAGUACUAGACCGCUUAUCCACACGGUCAACGGCCAGGACCAAUGGAAUGAUGGCGAGGACGACGGGGGCAAUCAUGUGAGUAAAUGGCGGCGCUGGUUUAAGGUUGUUUUUGCGGCGUGGGCGCCGCCGAGUGAGGGGCGGGGUGUCGAGUUUGAGAUUGUGAGGGGUGGGGUUAGGAGUUUGGCGAGGAAGAAGUGA
This is a messenger RNA of Pyrenophora tritici-repentis Pt-1C-BFP, 1326 nucleotides long. RefSeq names its product RecA, RecA-RadA recombinase. The record is from RefSeq and is a predicted model, not a curated record. Gene Ontology annotation, biological process: DNA recombinase assembly; DNA repair; reciprocal meiotic recombination. Gene Ontology annotation, molecular function: ATP binding; double-stranded DNA binding; DNA strand exchange activity. Gene Ontology annotation, cellular component: condensed nuclear chromosome. Lineage: Eukaryota; Fungi; Ascomycota; Dothideomycetes; Pleosporales; Pleosporaceae.